Molecule: messenger RNA, 1008 nt
Organism: Ascochyta rabiei
Lineage: Eukaryota; Fungi; Ascomycota; Dothideomycetes; Pleosporales; Didymellaceae
Exons: 2
Coding region: 1-1008 (335 amino acids)
Source: RefSeq, a predicted model, not a curated record
AUGCUUGACGUUGAAGAUUUUAAUGCUGUCUUUCGAGGGCACAACUACACCGACGGCCUGGUACAGCAGAUCCAAGAGUACCAGCAUGCGCUCGGCGGACAGACCUUCUUUGAGCGCCUAUUGGAGCUGCUGAAGAUCAAGGGACGCAAGGCAUACCCACCAAAGACACCACAACAGCUGCACGACCUACACCAGCGCAUCGUCUCCUCCGAAACCACACUACACAACAAGCACUGUCUGAUCUUCUACCUACUCAAAGACUUGUCGCCGCAGCACCAUGAGGACGACGAGCUCGCAACCGCAUUCGCACGCGACGUUCACCUCGAGAAGCGCUUCUGGACCUUCAUCGAAGGCUUGUGGUCUCUGGAUCAUCUCGAAUUUGCGAACGCUGUCGGCAACCUUACACACCCUAGCAUAAUACCAACGUUCCCAGACGAGAUCAUGCUCACGCUACUGAAUGGAAGAGAGAAGCUGAACAGGGUGAAUGUGCAGAAGGGCGAACAGGAUGAGGUGCUACCACUUGCCUACUACAAUUGCGUCAAGCCGCCGCUCGAGGACCAGAAAGUCAGGACCGAAUUUGCAAAGUAUCUUUCAAGCCGCAACGUUACGGAAACAUACUACUGGAUUCAUACCCGACCCGAGCAUGAGCAGAAGCCGCUUCUUGAGAUCUUGAUUGAGCAGACAUUGGACAAGAGCACGUGGAACAACGGUAUCGGUGGAGAAUUGUACACAAGGGAAGACAAAGCCAUGGAGCUUGUCAGCUUGCCAUUUAGCGACGAGGAAGAGGACUUCAUCGAAAAAUUCUUGACCGAGGGCAAGGGCAGGUCCUUCCGGAACGCGGAGGAUACAGUCAUGAUGCGUAGAAUUGCUAUGGGCAGGUUGACUGAUGUGGCAGAAGAUCAAAACACACGUGGCCGCAGGCAGGAUGGCGUUAAUUGGGACUCGUUGAAGGAUGGCGUCAAGAAAGGACUUGGGCCGAGGCGUGACGAAGACGGGUUUGUCUUUUGA